Nycticebus coucang (slow loris) is the source of this 1226-nucleotide messenger RNA. RefSeq names its product RNA-binding protein 4B-like. Gene Ontology annotation, cellular component: cytosol. Gene Ontology annotation, molecular function: mRNA binding. Lineage: Eukaryota; Metazoa; Chordata; Mammalia; Primates; Lorisidae. The coding region runs from base 99 to 536 and encodes 145 amino acids. The record is from RefSeq and is a predicted model, not a curated record. The transcript has a single exon.
GUCGCGCCGAGGCUCGAGCGGCCGUCGCCAUUUUGUAGGGUUCUCUCUGACGCGGGAGCCGCCGCCACCGCCGCCGCCACCCAGAGGCUCUUGUCAGGAUGGUGAAGCUGUUCAUCGGAAACCUGCCCCGGGAGGCCACAGAGCAGGAGAUCCGCUCACUCUUCGAGCAGUAUGGGAAAGUGCUGGAAUGUGACAUCAUUAAGAACUACGGCUUUGUGCACAUAGAGGACAAGACAGCCGCGGAGGAUGCCAUACGCAACCUGCACCACUACAAGCUUCAUGGGGUGAACAUCAACGUGGAAGCCAGCAAGAAUAAGAGCAAAGCUUCAACCAAGUUACAUGUGGGCAACAUCAGUCCCACCUGCACCAACCAAGAGCUUAGGGCCAAGUUUGAGGAGUAUGGUCCAGUCAUUGAAUGUGACAUUGUUAAAGAUUAUGCCUUCGUACAUAUGGAGCGGGCAGAGGAUGCAGUGGAGGCCAUCAGGGGCCUUGACAACACAGAGUUUCAAGGUGAACUGCUCUGGGGGCCUGGGUAGCAGAACUGAGUGGGGCGUAGCUCAAGAACAAUGGCAAGAACAUAAGACUGUGGGACUGACGGGGUGGUCUCUUCUAUUUUAGGUUAUAUUUACCACUCUUAAACAUAAUUUACUUUGGGGAAAGCAAGUUAUUUCCCCUUUUCAGGUUUCCUAAGAUGUUCCUCAACAGCUGUGUAGAAUCACAUACUGUGGUAUGUUACUUUAUCCUGCAGGCUUCAUUUAUUUGUGUGCCGUCAGAAGUUUUAUCUGCCUGGGCACUGAGUCCUUCAUGGGAGAUGGGAGGAUAAAAAGGUCUGUUUACCUGCUUCGUUUGCUAUGACCAGGAGUCUUAAUAGUUGAAGAUUGAAAUGCUUAUUAACAUUUGUAUUUUUUACUGCCUUGGGUGAUGGGUAGUGGUAGAAAGAAAGAAAAAAGAAGCUGAGGGGAGUGGAUUGCCUGAGCUCACCGGUUCUAGACCAGCCUGAGCAAGAGCAAGACCCCCAUCUCUAAAAGUAGCUGGGUAUUGUGGUGGGCGGCUGUAGUUCCAGCUACUCGGGAUGCUGAAGCAAGAGAAUGGGUUGAACCCAAGAGUUGGAGGUUGCUGUGAGCUAUGACAUCAUGGCACUCUACUGAGGGUGACAAAAGUGAAACUCUUGUCUAAAAAAAAAAAGAGACAUUGAGAGAAACACCUAAUAAUACAGAUCUGGUGAG